CUCGGAACAAACAAGCCAUAUUCAUCACUUGGAGCCCGCCCACAAAUUCAGGCAACGCAGCAUAUCUCAACUCCAUUAAAAAUGACCACAACCGAUAAAUCGCCAGCUCCCUGGCGCGAUCUGCUCAAGUCUCAUAUGGACCAAACCCCAGGCUACGAGUUCACCAUUGCCACCGUGGGAUUUGACGAGAAUCAACGGCCAAUCCCUCGUGUCCGUACUUGUGGCUACCGCGGCUUCUUCCCGGAACUUAAGCUCCACCCGAAAUCACAGGAAGAUAUGGAGCAGCAGGUCAAGGAUGGCGGUAACCCGGAAACAUACGAGAGCGACAUGCUAUGCUUUACUACUGACAUCCGGAUGGAGAAGCUGGACCAACUCGAAACUUCCGGUCAUGCAGUUGAAGCUGUGUUCUGGUUGAAAGAUUUGAUGACCCAAUGGCGGGUCAAGGGGAAGGCAUUUGCAAUUGGGGAUCCGAGAGGAGGGGAUUUCGACGGAGAAAAAGACGCUCGCGAGGAUCUCCACGCUUCUUUGAGGGUUAAGGAGAAUUACGGGGGCUCUAUCGGUGAUUGGACUUGGGAACGAGCGGUUACAAAGUAUUUUGCGAACCACUCGCCACUCGCCAGGGGCUCAUUCAAAUUUCCAUCUCCCGGGCUACCUCGAUCCCAAGCUCCUAAUGAUCCAGCUUUGAAAAUGGGACAGAUAGUGGCAGAUUUACAUGACCCCGUGGCUCGAGCAAAUUUUAGGGUCGUGGUUAUUCAACCAGAGGAGGUUGAGCGACUAGAUAUUUCAAACCAGGAAGACAUGCGGAGAUGGAAAUGGACUCGAGGUAGCAAUGAAGCUGAAAAGGAACAGUCUAACUGGAUUGAGACAGAAGUAUGGCCAUGA
Penicillium manginii is the source of this 882-nucleotide messenger RNA. RefSeq lists its product as uncharacterized. Lineage: Eukaryota; Fungi; Ascomycota; Eurotiomycetes; Eurotiales; Aspergillaceae. The annotation marks the transcript as partial. The record is from RefSeq and is a predicted model, not a curated record. Gene Ontology annotation, molecular function: FMN binding. The transcript has 2 exons.